AUGCCUUCCACAAAGAAGACUCUGCAUUUCAUAUCCAGUGCUUUGGCUACAUCUAUAUCUGUUGGGAUUAUUGGAUAUGGCAUGUCAACAAAGUGGGUUAUAACAACCAUGGAGUGCGCACGAAAGGAUUCUGGUGUGUACAAUGGAUCUGCUGAGAUCACCUUGACCCUUUUUGAUGGAAUAUUAGAGAGAUCCUCCUGCCCCCUGUUUGGAGCUACAGAUACAUUUCAAGUGAUUCCUACAUUGGCAGGAAGAGAAGUUGUUCCAGUAGUCCUACAGGGUCUGGUUUUGUGCCUUCUUGCCCUCUGUCUGCUGUUUUCGGCAUGCAGCAUCCUCAUCUCUCUCUACAACAGUGUCAGCAAUCCUUAUGAAACCUACAUGGGGCCUGUUGGAGUCUACAUCUGCAGCUCUCUCAGUGCAUGCUUGUCUGUGAUAGUCCUCAUCCUGUUUGUGGUGAACAUCAGUGCAACCAAUAUGGCAGAAACCUUUGUAGAAAAGUUUACUGAGGGUGUUCCAGUAGCCCUGAAGGGAAAGGUUUCAGUGAUGCAGGUAGGAUAUUACCUGGUCAUCCCUUACACAGUGCUCUCUCUCAUUGCCAUCGCCUUGAUCUACACAUAUGAACAUGCAGCCUACACACGCAAAAAAGAGCAGCAAAAGCCUACAGAGGAUGCACCCGUGGACUUAACAAUGUAUUAGUGCAACAGAGACCAUGGAGUUUUCAAUAGCACUGAUAUAUUAAAGACUUUCUCAAGAAACCUACUGUAAUGAAAGAUAACUGACUGUGGUUAUACACAAUAAGGUCUGGAUACACAGUAAAGCCUUGUUCAUUGUAUGAUAGAUUUAUAAUAUUUAGUCUUACUAUAUCAGGAAUAGUCUGGUCU
Neolamprologus brichardi is the source of this 881-nucleotide messenger RNA. RefSeq names its product clarin 3 (gene clrn3). NCBI's taxonomy places the organism in Eukaryota, Metazoa, Chordata, Actinopteri, Cichliformes, Cichlidae. The record is from RefSeq and is a predicted model, not a curated record.